GAAACAAUGUUGGGUAGAAAGAUCGCCGGAACUUGUCUCCGAGCGAACGUUCCAUCGGUCGCGGCGACGUCUUCUACUCCUGCCACCCAAACCCGAAACUCCCACACAAUCUGGUAUCCAGAUGCUAAAUUUGAGCGUCAAUUUAAGACCGGAGGUACCCUCGGAAAGCUGUGGAUGUCGGAGCGGGUUUCGGAUUUCGACGAGAAGAUCGGACUUGACAAGCUUGAAAAGUUGGCCUAUUCCGAUCCAGUUAUGAGUGAUAACUACAGCGGAAAACAGAGAGAGAAGAAUCUGGAAAACAUGAUUCUCAACUUCGGACCACAGCAUCCAGCCGCUCACGGAGUGUUGCGUCUCGUGUUGAAACUGGAAGGAGAAGUCAUCAUCAAGGCCAUCCCACAUAUUGGACUCCUUCAUCGUGCCACUGAAAAGCUCAUUGAGCACAAGACCUACACUCAGGCUCUCCCAUACUUCGAUCGUCUCGAUUACGUCUCCAUGAUGUGCAAUGAGCAGGCUUGGUCUUUGGCUGUUGAGAAGCUUCUCGGUAUUGACAUCCCAACAAGAGCCAAAUAUAUCAGAACUCUCAUGGGAGAGCUCACUCGCAUCCAGAACCACAUCAUGGGUAUCACCACUCACGCCCUUGACGUUGGAGCUAUGACACCGUUUUUCUGGAUGUUCGAGGAACGUGAAAAGCUCUUUGAGUUUUCCGAGCGAGUAUCUGGUGCCAGAAUGCAUGCCAACUACGUCCGCCCCGGAGGUGUCGCUUGGGAUCUUCCAAUUGGUCUUAUGGAUGACAUCUACGACUGGGCCAUCAAGUUCCCAGAACGUAUCGAUGAGCUCGAAGACAUGCUCACCGAAAACCGAAUCUGGAAGGCCAGAACUAUUGACAUCGGACUUGUGUCAGCUGCUGAUGCUCUCAACUGGGGAUUCAGUGGAGUCAUGGUCCGUGGAUCUGGAAUCAAGCAAGACGUGAGAAAGACCGAACCAUACGAUGCCUAUGCUGAUAUGGAAUUUGAUGUUCCAAUCGGAACCAAGGGUGAUUGCUACGACAGAUACUUGUGCCGUAUUGAGGAGAUGAGACAGUCGUUGAACAUUGUGCAUCAGUGCCUCAACAAGAUGCCAGCCGGAGAAAUCAAGGUCGACGAUCACAAGGUUGUGCCACCAAAGAGAGCCGAGAUGAAGGAGAACAUGGAGUCUCUUAUUCAUCAUUUCAAGUUCUUCACCGAAGGAUUCCAAGUGCCACCAGGAGCAACUUAUGUCCCAAUUGAGGCUCCAAAGGGAGAGUUUGGAGUUUACCUUGUUGCUGAUGGAACCGGAAAACCAUAUAGAUGCUUCAUCCGCGCUCCAGGGUUUGCUCACUUGGCGGCCAUCCACGAUGUGUGCUACAUGUCUCUUAUCGCCGACAUUGUCGCUGUCAUUGGAACUAUGGAUAUUGUGUUCGGAGAGGUCGAUCGAUAAAUACUCAACUCAUUAGGCACGUAGACGGAUUCUCUAUAGCACAUUCUCAACUCACUCUUUAUUUAUCCCUUGCACCGCGAAAUGUGUUCUGUUUAUUUUCUUUUCUUUUCAAAGUUCGUUUUUUUCUGAAAUUCAAAAAUGUAGAUUUGUAUCUGUUCACUGUUGUUCAGGAUGUUCAAUAAAUAAGUCUGCAACCAAGACGCAAAGAAAAAACGCUUUAUUAAGAAAAUACU
Caenorhabditis elegans is the source of this 1688-nucleotide messenger RNA. It is a transcript of the gene gas-1, whose product is annotated as putative NADH dehydrogenase [ubiquinone] iron-sulfur protein 2, mitochondrial. The coding region runs from base 7 to 1455 and encodes 482 amino acids. Gene Ontology annotation, molecular function: NADH dehydrogenase (ubiquinone) activity; quinone binding; oxidoreductase activity, acting on NAD(P)H. The record is from RefSeq and is marked reviewed. Gene Ontology annotation, biological process: proton transmembrane transport. NCBI's taxonomy places the organism in Eukaryota, Metazoa, Nematoda, Chromadorea, Rhabditida, Rhabditidae. The transcript is spliced from 6 exons. Gene Ontology annotation, cellular component: mitochondrial inner membrane.